Molecule: messenger RNA, 1398 nt
Organism: Ornithodoros turicata
Lineage: Eukaryota; Metazoa; Arthropoda; Arachnida; Ixodida; Argasidae
Exons: 3
Coding region: 50-1213 (387 amino acids)
Source: RefSeq, a predicted model, not a curated record
GCAUCCUAGAAGAACCAACCAGAGCGUCCCGUGCGCUAUCUUGGACCCGAUGGCAUCUUGUUCUUAUCAGAUAUCCCCACGGUGUUCCUCGUCAGGUGACGGGUUCCGCGGCACCGAACCCAGACAAGAGCGGUGCCAAGGCCGGUUCUCCAGUUCUUUCGGCAGAGGAAGACGCAGGCGGUGUAGACCGAUGUCUCUGUUGAAGCGCUCAACAGAACACAGGGUGCAAGAACUUUGGGAGGAAUUCUGCGAAGAUUUCCGCCGGAGGACCUUUAUGGGAGUGACGUGGGAUUUUCAGGUAUACGGCUACUCCAGCAAUGACGAUCCAAGGGCACCUUUUAUAGUCCCUGACCCGGAGAAAAUUCCUGAACGUUUGCAGCGGACGAUAGCAAAUGCGUGUAGACCAGCUCAGCUGGUGAUCAACGUCGUUACCCUAGAAAUAGCCUGCAAAAACUUUUUUCCCUGCCUUGGCCAGACUGCGCCGGAGUGCUCCUGCAAGUGCUGCGCUACAAAUCAAGUUGCUCAGUGGCUGGCGAACAAGGUUCCCGAAUCUUGUCACGUAAUAUCUACAGUCUCCAAAGGCGUCGUGGGUACUCCAGUGUCCACUCUCUCCGGUUACUUCUUCAAGGAUGGUGCCGGUACAUCGACCCUAUUCAUCCCUUCCUUCCCGGGUCUCGAGAUUAUUCCGCUUACCAUGGACGACAUGUUUUGCCGAGACACGACAUGCUUCCAGUCGUACCUUGCCGUUAUCGCCUUCGUGCCCGAAGAAGCUUUCUCCGCAGUCGCUCAUGCUGUUCCAUUCAUCGACAUCGGUUCCACGGACUUUGUCAUGGGUGCAGUACACUCCAUCAGCCGAGUGAGAAACCAUUGGUUCGCUGGUCUGGGCAUACGAGGAGCAAAUGUUGAGACGGCAACAGCUGUCGCAUCGGGCGACUUUCAUUCGACAGCCCACGUAUGUCGCAUGCUGCGCGGUCUUAAGUCCAGGUCCAUUCGAAGACCAGUCGAAUUUGCCUUUAUGUUCACAAAUGCGAACGAACCGUGUUUUUUGAACUCUUUUACGGAUGCUUUCCCUGGAGUCCCUAUUGUGGGUGCUUGCACGCAAUAUUGUGCUGCAUUGGUGGACUCCGACGAGGACGGUUCUUCUUCCCGGGGUCUCUACUUUCGACCGAAGAGUGACGUCGUCAUGAUGGUCAGUGUUGACGUCGGACGUUAAAACGAAAGAAAGGGCUAAUAAUUUCUCACCCCCAGAAUGAAACUUUUCCUGGGGUUCUAGAUAUGAUUUGUAUGAUUAGACGAUCUAAUCAGCCAUCUGCGGUCAAGGGGCUCUAUACCAUUAUCUGUGCGCAGCAAAGCAUCACUCUCACCUCUCUCGUCAGUGAAUAAAGAUAUAAAACUGCA